AUUAAAUGAGCUACGGGUGUGAAACGGCGUGUACGAAUUCUACUGCAGAAGUGUAAGUGUAUUGAUGGUGUCAAAGAUCGUGCAUAGUUCAAACAGGGAUCUUAAUAAAUAACAAAACAUCAUUGUAAUUUAAAGUGGAUAAAAUGAUGUUGAAAUAGACAAAUCAGUGAAAUAAUAAUCGCAAAUACGUUAAGUCCACCCAUCGAAGCUCUGUUGUAUCACGAAAUCUUAAAAGAACACAACGAAGAAUAAAAUAAAUGCUAAAUUAUUAUUCUCUGUAGUGAUCUAUUAGUACGUUUAUAAUAAUAUUACAUCUUCGAUUUAUUCUCAAGACAAUAUCUUCUACUCUAAAUAUAAACUAUCGAUUAUUUCGAUCUAUACAAUAAUAUUGAUUUAAUUUCGCAAUACUCAAGAUGGAAGGCAACUGCCUCUAUUGUCUUCUUCAUCCUACAUUUUCGUUAUCUAUACCUUUUGGAGAUAUCCUUGUCGAACGAUGUAUCUGUCAUCAGCUGACUCCAACACAAUCUAAUUUCGUAUCAAUUCAUGCAAAUUUCGUGCAAUUGGUGAUAAUAAGCCACUCUCUGAUGCUUUUUUUUCUCACCACUUUGCGACGAAAGACAACAUUAUCGCUUGCAGCCCAAUUGUUAGAGAUGAAAAAGUCAAUUCUCAUUAUAUGACAGGAAUAUUUUUUUGUGUUUCUUGGGGUUCCGUUCUCCUAAUUUAAAUUGGCAGAAAACAGAAGUUGCGCUUUAACAUGAAGAUACCCGAUUACGAAGGAGAAAUAGAAAAAGUACGAUAUUACCAACGUAUUGCAAAUUAUACUAUCGGAAUCGCUUACGCUUUUCCGAUGUGUUUGCUCACAUUUGUCAAUUUGAUCGUAUUCAAAGAAAUUGAAAAAAAUUCAAGCUAUUCGAGGGCCAUCGUCUGCUCUGUAUUUUUCCAAAUUGUCUCAAUUUAUGAGUCUACAAUAUGGAUGUGGCAUGCGCCUGUAGUCAUACUAAUUGGCAUAAUCAUAAACGACAGAUUCAAAGCUUUAUCAGUGCAGUUACAACAGGCGAAAACGCAAUGGCCAAAGAAGAAUAUCGACCGUUUGAUAUCGAAACACGUCGAAUUUUGCGAUGUAAUCGAAAAUAUUAAUGAAAAAUGCAAUAAAUAUGUAUUCGCUUUAUAUGGGCUUAUCCUCUGUCUUGUAUCCUUCGUGAUUUACACAUCAGUAUUUAGAACGGAAGUUCUUCAUCUUCGUGUUAUAAUGUGGAUUGUUACGAUUGUUGUAACCAUGAUAAUAUUUUUCUGCGUGUUUUCAAUUUCACGCUGCGUUUCUUCGAUCUAUGAUUCCUUUCAAGAAAUCAGAAGAAUUACAAGUGCUUAUCUCUCAUUGCAAGAUAAGCUAAAGGUAGGACUAUAUAGAUUACAUUAA
This is a messenger RNA of Centruroides sculpturatus (bark scorpion), 1417 nucleotides long. RefSeq lists its product as uncharacterized. The record is from RefSeq and is a predicted model, not a curated record. NCBI's taxonomy places the organism in Eukaryota, Metazoa, Arthropoda, Arachnida, Scorpiones, Buthidae. The transcript has 2 exons. The coding region runs from base 755 to 1417 and encodes 220 amino acids.